AUGAAGAAAGCAGAGCUAGUGUUCAUCCCUUUACCAACCAUGGGCCAUGUUGUAGCUGCAGUAGAGAUGGCUAAGCUUAUGGUUGAACGUGAGGAUCGAAUUUCCACAAAUGUCCUCAUAAUCAACCCGACUAUCGACUCCAGCACUACCAAAUACAUUGAUUCACUCACAGAAUCAACUCUACCCAAUCGCUUCCGAGUCGUUCCCUUACCCAGGCCUGAGCACAUCUCAGAAACUUAUGCUGAUCAUAAGAUGCUGCCUUCUUUGGUUGAAGCCCAAAAUCCCAAUAUCAAAGAAUUUGUUUCCAAGCUCAAGACUCAGUCAGAGUUGAGUCCUGACUCACCUCGACUUGCUGGGUUUGUUCUUGAUAUGUUUGUUACCGGAAUCAAAAAUUUGGCAGAAGAAUUUGGUGUUCCCUGGUAUGUUUUCUUCGUUUCAAGUGCAGCUUAUCUUGGCUGUGUAUUGCAUCUUCAGGCCCUUCAUGAUGAGAAGAAAGUGGACCUCACACAGUUCGAAAAUUCCGACGCUGAGAUGCAAAUUAAAAGUUUGGUGAACCGGUUUCCGGCUAAGCUUCUGCCUGAUAUGGUGUUUGACAGAGAGCCGCUAGCUACUUUGCUUGAAGUUGCCAGAGGGUCGAGUGCGGCAAGGGGUAUUUUGAUAAAUACAUUUACAGAGUUGGAACCACAUGCGGUUAACUCUCUUUCAAAUAGUAAAAUCCCUCCAAUAUACCCGAUCGGACCCAUUGUGAAAUGUGAAGGAAAUGGCUAUGACGUCCGAUCCGAUAGCAGCAUCGAUUACAGAGACAUCAUGCAAUGGCUUGAUGAUCAACCUCCAUCAUCAGUAGUGUUUUUAUGCUUUGGGAGUUGGGGAAGUUUUGAUGUCGAGCAAGUGAAAGAGAUUGCAUGUGCGCUCGAGCAUUGUGGACAUCGAUUCUUGUGGUCAUUGCGCAAGCCUUCAAUAAAAGUUGCUACAUGGCCGAUAUACGCAGAGCAACAGUUUAUUGCUUUUGAAAUGGUGAUUGAGUUGGGAUUAUCAGUGGACCUUAAAAUGGAUUACAGAGAGAAUAUUCUUGUUGAUGAUGGUAAUGAAGUAAUUGUGAACAGUGACGAUAUAAAAAGAGGACUAAAGUCAGUGAUGGAGCAAGACAAUGAGAUAAGAAAGAAGGUGAAGAAAAUGAGUCGAAUAAGCAAGAAAGCCUUGAUGGACGGAGGAUCUUCCUCCUCUGCAUUGGCUCAGGUAAUUGAAGAUGUGAUGGCAACAAAGCAUGAGGCAAUUGUUUCUAGCCGUCAUAAAUAA
Molecule: messenger RNA, 1296 nt
Organism: Dovyalis caffra
Lineage: Eukaryota; Viridiplantae; Streptophyta; Magnoliopsida; Malpighiales; Salicaceae
Source: the annotation of a GenBank genome assembly